AUGGAAUCGUGGAAGCUGUUUCUCGUGCUGAGUUUAACCGUUGGCGCUGUGGCAUGUCUGGAUCUUGAAGAUUCUGCUCCGAGGCCUUUGAUUGUGUGCCACGUGAGUAUCUACCCAGAUAUCAGUGAUGCAAUAAAGGAAAAACUAGACGAUUGUGAUCACGUCAUCGUUAGUUACGAUGGUUUGUGCGAUUUGGCGAAGUAUUUUGUGAACUUUUCCGAUACCAUUCGGAUUGGGUUAAUUCGUAGUAGAGCUACGCAUGCCAACAUUCUCCGCCAGGUUGAGGUAAAGUUCGAUGAGAACUUUGACCCAAUCCUGGCGGUUCAAAACGUCCAAGCCAGUUUGGCGGGAGGACUCUUCGAUGGCGUUGAGCUGGUUUCGGAUUUGGUGCAUCUGGAUCAACAAGGACAGAUUAAAUACGCGAAAUUUCUCAAAAUACUCAAACAAAACCUGGAUGACCACGUGUUGAUCUCGAACUCAUUCGUCUGCAAUCAACAACUCCAUGCGUAUCUACUAAAUGCAAUGAGUGAAGUUCUAGACUACGUCAUACUGCUACCAUCAUCCCAGAAUGCUUCCAUUGAAGUGAGUGCUUUUGAACCCCGCGUGUACUCUGGUCCGGUCUGUGAGCUCCAAGAAGAGCAGCAGCAACACUGCGAAGAGCAGCAAAAUCAAGAUUGUUCAUUGUUCGAGGACGGUGUAAAGCUCAUCUACGACGAUUCCAACUCAGCUGGAAGAAGAGCUUUGCAGUGCGUUGGAUGUAAACUGAAGGGAGUCUCUAUUGCGCUGAGCUACGACGAUCCAGCUGGAAUAUGUGUGGGGUCACGCUUUCCACUGCUGAGUGCAGUACAGAACGUGUUCGAGUAUCGUUCCGGAGUGUUGGGCUUCAACGGGUGUCCAUCUGAUUCUGAAGAAUCUGAUGUUGGUUCAAAUCCAGAGAUUCAGUUCGACAUUUCUUCUCAUUCAAUUGAGAACUAUCAUUUAGAUAGUGAAAAGGAAGGUGAUUGCAGUUGUGUUCAGGGGGCUCUAUGUAACGGAUGCACCCUGCGAAAACGUCUGCAACAAACACUUAAAAGUUCCGAGAAUGUUGCCAGCUUAUCAAAGGACGUUACAGAAAAGGUGUUGGGAUCAUUAGAUAGGGUCGUAACACUUGUUUCCUUAAUGAUGCAAUACAGAUGA
Molecule: messenger RNA, 1176 nt
Organism: Culex pipiens pallens (northern house mosquito)
Lineage: Eukaryota; Metazoa; Arthropoda; Insecta; Diptera; Culicidae
Exons: 6
Coding region: 1-1176 (391 amino acids)
Source: RefSeq, a predicted model, not a curated record